UCGGUGACGUCAUCACGCAGCGCCUGUCAAACUUUGACAGCAGACAGUAAUGCAAACCGUCACGCGGUGAUUUAUUUUUACCCGAAAGCGACAGCAGCAGCUUUCACGACCCACCGAACCGAUCCGAUGAAGACGCGCGUGCGAUCGCGUGUGUGCGCGUGCGUUGCGCUGCUGCUGCUGUUCGUGGUGCACGCGAGUUUCUCUCACGAGGACAUAAAACUUCUCGAAGACUAUGAGGAGUCAGAGGAUCUGGAUGUGCGGGUUCAGGUGUCGGGUCGAGCGGUGGUCCCGGGACUCAGAGCUCAGGACUGGAUCUCCUCUGCUCGGGUUCUGCUGGACGGAGACAAACACGUGGGAUUCAUCAGAGAUGAUGGAGGUUUCACAGUCAGCGAUGUUCCGUCCGGAUCGUAUGUUCUGGAAAUCUCCUCUCCAACCUACAGAUUCCAGCCUGUCCGAGUCGACAUCACCACUACAGGGAAAAUGAGGGCUCGUGUGGUCAACUACAUCAAGACAUCGGAGGUGAUCCGACUGCCGUACCCUCUUCAGAUGAGAUGCGUCGGCCUACAUUCAUACUUCAUCCCGCGGGAAACCUGGGGCUGGUCCGAUUUCCUCAUGAACCCGAUGGUUCUUAUGAUGGUUCUUCCUCUUCUGAUCAUUGUUCUCCUUCCUAAAGUCAUCAACCCCAGUGAUCCGGAGAUGAGGCGGGAGAUGGAGCAGUCCAUGAACAUGCUGAACUCCAACCAGGAGCUUCCUGACGUCUCAGAGCUCGUGACCAAGUUCUUCUCACCGCCUAAAAAUCAAGGGAGGCCAGGGGGCGGAGCCAGGGUUCCUCGGGGAGGGGCUCCGAGUGUAAGGGGCGGGGCUCCGAGGCGGAGAGGAAAGACUAAUAUGGCCGUGUCAUAUACAGAAUAAGACGGCUAAGAGAGUGAAAAAGCUUUUAUUACUCAUUACUGAACUCUACAGGUUCAUCUGCUGUGUUUGAUAAAGACUUCAGCAGGUCAGAAGACAAUAUUUCUGUCUCUGUUUAUACGUGAAUGUCAUUACACUGCUGCUGAAACUCCACUGAAGCUGCUUCACCUGCAUUAAUAACACUUUACUAUAACGUUCCAGCAGUUAAUGAUAGUAAACACAUUAACUAAAGGAGCAGAUCAUUUGUUACAGUAUUGAUUAAUCCUUUAUUAGUUCAUACAAUAAACCUCUUCAUUAUUAGUUCAUGUCCGUCGAAUCAUAUUAACAGAGACAACGGUAACGCUUUCAUUUGUCAGCAUUAGUGAACUACACUGGAAACAUAAACUUUUUAAUGUUAAUCUGAACAUUUACUGAUACGUUUUUAAGAUCAAAGGUUGUAUCUGUGAACUAAUAUGAACAUGAACAUUUUAAUUAAUUAACAUUAAAGAUAUAAAUAUAUUGUGGAAGGAUUCAUUGCUCAUUGUUAGUUUAUGUAUUAACUAAUGUUAACAAAUGAGUUUAUAGUGAAGUGUUAUCAAAUCAAUUAUUAUUAUAAACUAUCAUACAAGUUCAAAGAAAAACUUGUACACCUUAAUAAAGGUGUAAAUUAAUAAAUGAAAGUCUUUCUUGUUUCUUUGUUUUCUUUCUUUA
Messenger RNA from Megalobrama amblycephala (Wuchang bream), 1599 nucleotides. It is a transcript of the gene emc7a, whose product is annotated as ER membrane protein complex subunit 7a. Gene Ontology annotation, molecular function: carbohydrate binding. The record is from RefSeq and is a predicted model, not a curated record. Gene Ontology annotation, cellular component: EMC complex. The transcript is spliced from 5 exons. NCBI's taxonomy places the organism in Eukaryota, Metazoa, Chordata, Actinopteri, Cypriniformes, Xenocyprididae. The coding region runs from base 127 to 912 and encodes 261 amino acids.